CGCAGCAGACGCUCAUGUACUCAUGGUAACAGAUUCUGCAAGAGCGUAUGCGUGCUCCUGACGCAACAAGUAUCUGGUUUCCAGUCUCUCCUUUGGAUGACUACGCGCUGUCUGGAGACGAAGAGCUUUUAACAUGAAGAAAAUGCAUAACCAACACUGUAUCUGAAGCAAUACAGUUUUAAAACUGACGUUUGUGGAACUGCGUUGUGUUUUAACCGAUUGCAUAAUAGUUGCUCAGACUUUUGCGGUUAUUUCUACUUUCCUAGUUGCAUUACAGGAUCGAACUGUAUCUGAGAGCAGUCUUUGGCGGAUUUCCAUCACAUCUUUUCUUCAAUCGUAUGUGUUUUACGCAUAUGGAUACUUUUCCGGAGCGCAGACGGUAGAUUAUGCAUUCCACAGGAUGGGUGCGAACAAUGGGAAACAGAGCGGGAGUGAAGGGAAAGGCAGUUCCAGUAUUUCCUCCGACCUGAGUUCAAGUACAGAUCAGACAUCAACCAAAGCUCCAAAGAAUGCAGCUACCAGUGAAGACUCGGACCUUAGCAUGCGAACAGUGAGUACGCCAAGUCCGGCUCUGAUUUUGCCGCCUCGUUCAUCUCCAGGCGUGCUUAAUGGCUCCUCCACGUCUUCCUCCACGUUCGGCACUGAAACCAUCGCCAUGGUCCACACGCCACCCACUUCCCUCACCCAUCCGCAAAGGAGUCUGCGACAGCCGAGAGACCAGCAGGGGGCGCCCAUCGACAUCCUUCCUGACCAUGCUUUCCUGCAGAUCUUCACCCAUCUGCCCACUAACCAGCUGUGUCGGUGCGCCCGUGUUUGCCGCCGCUGGUACAACUUGGCGUGGGACCCGCGUUUAUGGAGGACUAUUCGUCUGACAGGAGACGUGCUUCACGUGGACCGUGCGCUUCGGGUUCUCACUCGCAGACUGUGCCAGGACACCCCCAAUGUGUGUCUCACCCUGGAGACGGUGGUGGUCAGCGGCUGUCGGAGGUUGACUGAUCGAGGACUGUACACGGUGGCACAGUGCUGCCCAGAACUGCGUUGCUUAGAGGUGGCCGGCUGUUACAACGUGUCCAAUGAGGCCGUGUUUGAGGUGGUGUCACGCUGCCCCAACCUGGAACACCUGGAUGUUUCAGGGUGCUCUAAGGUGACUUGCAUCAGCCUGACACGGGACGUGUCCGUCAAACUCUCCCCUCUUCAUGGGCAGCAGAUCUCCAUCCGCUAUCUUGACAUGACUGACUGUUUUGCUCUGGAAGACGAAGGCCUGCACACCAUUGCCGCCCACUGCACUCAGCUCACCCACCUCUACCUGCGGCGCUGCGUGCGCCUGACCGACGAGGGCCUGCGCUUCUUAGUCAUCUACUGCCCGUCCGUGCGGGAGCUCAGCGUCAGCGACUGCCGCUUCAUCAGUGACUUUGGCCUGCGGGAGAUCGCCAAACUAGAGGGCCGCCUGCGCUACCUCAGCAUAGCGCACUGCGGCCGCAUCACAGACGUAGGCGUGCGCUACAUAGCCAAAUACUGCAACAGACUGCGUUACCUGAACGCUCGUGGCUGUGAGGGACUGACGGACCACGGCAUCGAGCACCUUGCCAAGAACUGCCUCAAGCUCAAGUCCCUGGACAUCGGGAAGUGCCCGCUGGUGUCAGACGCCGGCCUGGAGCAGCUUGCACUAAACUCGUUCAACCUGAAGAGACUGAGUCUGAAGUCGUGCGAGAGCAUCUCGGGCCGUGGGCUGCAGGUGGUGGCGGCCAACUGCUUCGACCUUCAGCUGCUGAAUGUACAGGACUGUGACGUGCCACUGGAGGCGCUGCGCUUUGUCAAGCGUCACUGCAAACGCUGCGUCAUUGAACACACCAAUCCAGCCUUUUUCUGAGAGCUGCACGCAUGGGAUUGUGUGGACGGAUUUGAGAAGAUAAUCUCUUUUGACCCGGGCCGGUGACGUCUCUGCUAGACAACACAGCGGAGAUUUGCACUGCUGCACCUCUGUAUUUAAUUUGCAUGGUUGGGAGGAAUCUUAACUUUUUUUUAAUCCAUUUAUUUAUAUUUUUAUUCACUUAUAUAUUUUUGAUUACUCAUCUUGUCUAUGUCAGAUUGUAUUACGUGUAACAUGUAAAUUUCAUAAUGAAUGCAAUUUGUUGGCACGUAGAGGAUUACAUGAUUUGACGUUAACCAGAAAAGAAACUAGACAUGUUUUGCAGAACUAAGGUGGUCCAUGGUUUGUUUUUUGUUGUUGUUGUUGUUGUUUUUGUUUACAUUUGAUAUCUCUGUUAUGAAUGUUUUGCUUUGUUUCAUCAUGUAAGCCUUGUAAUAGCUUGGUUUCUAUCUUGGUUUCAUUGCCCAGGAAUAUUACCAAACAGUGCCAUUUUGCUGUGACGUUCACCUUUGUAAUGGUCAAUAAGGCUUUUUCAGGUGUUUAACAAAUGGAAGACCACAGUGGAAUAAAGAGGUCUAAGCCAUAUUAAACAAAAUCAUAAUGUCUGCUUUUAAUUGGCUAACCUGCAUUAGCCGGUGUUCUUUCACUUUGUGCUAUCCUGUCAGAUUUGGUUACCUCCCAUUAAAACAGUAGGUAGUACAAUUCGACAACGAAAAAUGCUACCGGUCUAAUUAUGGUUUAUUAACAUCUACAUCUACACCUACCCCAACCCUAAACCUACCCCUUACAGUAAUGCAAAUACAGUAAUU
Onychostoma macrolepis is the source of this 2679-nucleotide messenger RNA. It is a transcript of the gene fbxl7, whose product is annotated as F-box and leucine-rich repeat protein 7. Bases 401 to 1870 code for a protein of 489 amino acids. NCBI's taxonomy places the organism in Eukaryota, Metazoa, Chordata, Actinopteri, Cypriniformes, Cyprinidae. The record is from RefSeq and is a predicted model, not a curated record. Gene Ontology annotation, molecular function: protein binding. Gene Ontology annotation, cellular component: SCF ubiquitin ligase complex. The transcript is spliced from 4 exons. Gene Ontology annotation, biological process: SCF-dependent proteasomal ubiquitin-dependent protein catabolic process.